Pygocentrus nattereri (red-bellied piranha) is the source of this 2617-nucleotide messenger RNA. Its product is annotated as MAPK/MAK/MRK overlapping kinase. NCBI's taxonomy places the organism in Eukaryota, Metazoa, Chordata, Actinopteri, Characiformes, Serrasalmidae. The transcript has 12 exons. Gene Ontology annotation, molecular function: protein serine/threonine kinase activity; ATP binding. Bases 498 to 1835 code for a protein of 445 amino acids. Gene Ontology annotation, cellular component: cytoplasm; nucleus. The record is from RefSeq and is a predicted model, not a curated record. Gene Ontology annotation, biological process: protein phosphorylation; intracellular signal transduction.
GUUUGUUUUCGCCCGCGCAGGUGGUCGGAAAAACUAAGCGCGUUUAGGAUAAACGUUAUGUGGAAGCAGGGUGGGAGACGGUGUGGUCAUUUCGUGAUGCUGUGAACCAUGUUAACCACCAAGGAAUUACAUCCCGUGUUUUAGGAAGGCAUAUCUCCUUACUUUUGACAUUUGAGCUUAGAACGUGGUCUUGGGUGUUACUUAAGCUUGCCGUGUUGUCAGAAGCUUGGUCAUGACUUCCAAGAUAGCUCGGAAAAAAUAGUGAACAAGAGGGAACAUGUUCAUUAAUCGGUGUCAUAAACUACAAGUUUAAACAUGAUAUUGUAAUACUCUGGCCAUUAAAAAGCCGCCCAUUAGGAUGAAGAUGAUGAAUGGUUUAAAGUGGAAAGUGGAACAUUCUCCAAAAACCGCUUUAUGGUAAGGUUUUUUUACAUGCUGCACGGAUAUGAAAAUAGACUGAAAGAAACAGCACACAUGAGCUUUUGAGCACAUUUACGAUGCAUCCGACGGACAACGACAAGAAACGGUGGGAGCCCGGACAAGCGCUCAGCAACUCUCUCUCUAAGAAAGGUUAUAAAAUAAUCAAGAAGAUCGGAGAGGGAACGUUUUCAGAAGUGGUGAAAGUGCAAAAUCUCAAGGACGGGAAGUACUAUGCCUGUAAAAAGAUGAAACAGAGCAUUAACAGCCUGGAACAGGCGCACAACCUCCGUGAAGUCCAAGCAAUGAAAAGACUGAGUCCACAUGCUAACAUACUGCAGCUUCAUGAACUAAUAUUUGACCAGGACAUGCGGACCCUGUCCUUAAUAUGUGAACUAAUGGAGAUGAACAUCUAUGAGUUGAUAAGAGGAAGGCAGAAUCUCUUAACUGAAAGCAAAGUCAAACACUACAUGUACCAGCUUUGUAAAGCUCUGGAUCAUAUGCACAGCAAUGGAAUUUUCCACAGAGAUGUGAAACCAGAGAACAUUUUGAUCAAACAUGACGUCUUGAAACUGGCAGACUUCGGCUCUUGCAGGAGUGUGUAUUCCAAGCCUCCUCACACAGAAUACAUCUCCACCCGGUGGUACCGAGCUCCAGAAUGUCUACUUACAGAUGGCUACUACUCACUCAAAAUGGACAUGUGGAGUGCAGGCUGCGUUUUCUUUGAAAUUAUGAGUUUGAGUCCCUUGUUUCCAGGGAGUAACGAGGUGGAUCAGUUGUCCAAGAUCCAUGACGUUUUAGGAACACCAGAGAGUGCAGUCCUUCAGAAGUUAAAGCAGUCUCGUGCAAUGCAUUUUGAUUUUCUGCCUCGGAAAGGCUGUGGGCUUUCUCAGCUGAUCCCUCAGUGCUCUGCGCCUAGUCUGUCUCUGCUGUACCAGAUGUUGGCCUAUGAUCCAGAUGAACGUAUCAGCGCCCGUGUAGCACUGCAGCAUGUCUGCUUUAGAGAGCUGCGAGUUGUUGUCUGUAGGAUGGCAGAAAGGAGAGCAGUGGGUCUGCACAGGGCCAUGGGGUCUGUCGAGGAGGGCAGUGCGACUCCCAGCUCUGUGGAGCACCUGUGGCGUAUCGCCCGACAGGGUAGGCGACAGCAGCAGCUUAAGUAUGUCGGCGACCCUCUCAGCAGACGUAUGCCCCAUUAUCCUGUGGAGCUACCUAAGCUGAAUGUGGUAGUGCCUGCCCCGAAAGUCCCCUACCCCAUGCCCAGUUUACCAGCUCUGGCCAUACCACACAGAGGGUCCCUGCCAGCUAUCACCUCCAAAAAGUGCCAUUCUCGCUCAACCAAGCCCAGGGAAGAUCCACACCGUUCAGCAUUGAAGAGCUACUACAUGCCCCCUCUGGAGAGGAAAGGAGGAGGCUACUGAAGUGCAGUCUUUAAAUGAGCAACAGACUAUACUAACGUGCAACAGAAAAUUGAGCACUCAUAAAAAUGUAAACCAUGUUUGAGCAUUAAAUUAAAGCAGCAAGCAAUGUCACACUCUGGAGGGAUAAAUUCCAUUAAGUGACUGAACUUUGCUAGUAUUAGGCCUUGGUAAUACCAUGCAGUUUGUGCAAGUGUUUUUAUCAUUUCAACAAAUAGAAAUCAAUUCCAGCAAUUUAAUCUAAACUUGCUCUGUAUUAUGGAUUGCGCCAGCAGUCAGAACCAUUAUAUCCAUGCAUUUGUAACUUCUUGCACCUUCUGCCGGAUUGUAGGUGGUGGUGUGAGGGGGACACAAAGAGGUGGUGGACUUAAAGCUGAAAUGUAUACAGAUGCAUAUAGUGGAAACUGAGGGUACUUCAAAAGAAAAAGAAAUUGAACAGAUUGCUCAUUUUACAUUUGUCAAACAGCUAAAACUGUGUAUUCACAGUGAUAUUUAUGACAGUCAUUUAAAAACUUUGUUAAAGCAAAAUGUCACUGUGCUGAGCGUUUUAUGAAUGUAUACGGUAACAUGCUUUCUCAAACAGACACAGGUUUUUGUUUUGACUUGGAAACGUUGUGUUCUCUGUCCAGAAAAGCAUUUGGCAGAGAAAAUUUUUAAGGUACUUUUUUUUUUUUUUUUAAUUUGAGGGUUAAUAGUGGCAGAUAAAUUUUUUUUUGGGUGGAGUUACCCUUUAAAGGCAAACUCAAAACAAUGACUAAAUAAAAGGGUCAGGUGCUUUUUCCUCC